This is a messenger RNA of Jatropha curcas, 1508 nucleotides long. RefSeq names its product 1-aminocyclopropane-1-carboxylate synthase 3. The record is from RefSeq and is a predicted model, not a curated record. Lineage: Eukaryota; Viridiplantae; Streptophyta; Magnoliopsida; Malpighiales; Euphorbiaceae. Gene Ontology annotation, biological process: amino acid metabolic process; biosynthetic process. Gene Ontology annotation, molecular function: transaminase activity; pyridoxal phosphate binding.
UCAUACAUUUCUAACGUAUUGACAUAUAAACAUAAUAAAUAUGUUAUCUAGCAAAGCUGAAAGUGAAUCGCAUGGCCAAGACUCUUCCUACUUCCAUGGCUGGAUAGAGUAUGAGAAGAAUCCUUACCAUCCACUUCACAAUCCUAACGGGAUUCUUCAGAUGGGACUUGCAGAGAAUCAGCUUUCCCUUGACCUUCCUGAAUCUUGGAUAGAAAACAACCCAGACGCAGUGGGGUUGAAGAGAAAUGGAGAAUCUAUUUUCAGAGAAUUGGCACUCUUCCAAGACUAUCAUGGCUUACCUGCUUUCAAGAAUGCGCUCGGGAAUUUCAUGGCUCAAAUAAGAAGAAACAGAGUUAAAUUUGAUCCAAACAAGCUUGUGCUAACUGCCGGUUCAACUUCUGCUAAUGAGACUUUAAUGUUUUGCCUCGCUGAACGUGGCGAUGCCUUCCUUCUUCCUACACCAUACUAUCCUGGGUUUGACAGAGAUCUAAAAUGGCGAACAGAGGUUGAAAUUGUUCCAAUACAUUGCACAAGUUCAAACGGGUUUAGGAUUACCGUGUCUGCAUUAGAAAAAGCCUAUCAAGAAGCCCUAAAACUCAAGCUUAGAGUAAAGGGGAUAUUCAUAACAAAUCCUUCAAACCCAUUAGGCACAUCCAUGAACCGAUAUGAGCUUAGCCUUAUUAUUAGCUUUGCCAUAGCAAAACAUAUCCACAUUGUGAGCGACGAAAUAUAUUGUGGCACCGUUUUUGACAAACCUAACUUCAUAAGCAUCAGAGAAGUCCUAAUGGAUCAAAGACAGCUAGAGAACACUGAUAUAUGGCGCAGGAUUCAUAUUGUUUACAGUAACUCAAAGGAUCUAGGCCUUCCGGGUUUUCGAAUUGGCAUGAUUUACUCCGAUAAUGAAACAGUAGUUGCUGCUGCAACUAAAAUGUCUAGCUUUGGUUUAAUUUCAUCACAAACCCAAUACCUCGUCUCCAGCAUGCUUUCUGACAAGAAGUUUAUUACCAACUACUUGAAGGAAAAUCGAAAGAGACUGAAAAACAGGAAAGAAAUGUUUGUCUCGGGGCUCCAAAAUGCAGGGCUCAAUUGCUUGAAAAGCAAUGCGGGAUUGUUCUGCUGGGUUGACAUGAGGCGUCUGUUAAGCUCACAAACUUUUGAAGCAGAAAAAGAGCUAUGGAAAUUGAUUGUAGAUGAAGUUGGGUUAAACAUCUCUCCUGGAUCUUCUUUCCACUGCUUUGAACCAGGUUGGUUUAGAGUUUGCUUUGCAAAUUUAUCAGAAGAAAUGCUAGAUGUUGCAAUCGGACGUAUUAAAGACUUUGUAUCCUCUAAUCAAAAUUGUAAGUGCCAUCACCAAAUGGUCACUGUUAACAAGUGGGCUUCUAAGUUAUCAUUAGGUGAUGAUCGCGAACCAGAUCGUUAAAUAGGUCUAUCUGUAUGGACAAAUGAUCGAGUUAUCUACUCAAUUUUGUAAUUAUUAAUUUUUUAAUAUUUGACUUUAUCGAGUACAA